UAUUGCAAGAUGGCGUCCGAGAAACCCGGGAGCUUUCAACAAGGGAGUCCAGAUCCAGAAGAUCUGCAAGAAUUCGGUUCCAGCUUACUUAGUAUGGAAAAUAUAGAUAGGACUUCUCCUGAAUUAUGGCCGGAAAAAAUUCCAGGUGUGACAGAAUUCAUCAAUAGUUUUCAGUCAACACCAAACAGCACUACCAAAUUGCCAUAUUCCAAAGAACUAAAUCAUCAAGAUGAGGACUAUUUACAUCAAUUAGCUGCACUUUCAACAUCGGGUCUUAUAGGAAAAGUGAAAGAAUUACAUGAUAUAGCUUAUCAGUUGGGUAUGGAGGAAGCCAAGGAGGUUACUAGGGGAAAAUAUCUAAAUUUAUUCAAUAGGGGUAAAAAGGAAAAGUGAUAUUUCAUAAUAGUUUUUAAUGGGCUGUGUUUAUCAAUAGGUUCAAUAAGUGGUAAUGUCAGUAUGGGAUAAUUCACUAAUAAAUAAUUUUUUGUUAAAUUUUUCGUCAUAAAUUCGUUUUUUAUCAAAAAUAUAAGAUCCAACUGACAUUUGUGCUUUUUGAACUUUCAAUUCAUUAUUAAAUAUGAGCUGUUAGAAUACAUAAUUUUUGUACAAAUGUCGAAAUAUACUAAAUAAAUUUUAA
Molecule: messenger RNA, 637 nt
Organism: Diorhabda sublineata
Lineage: Eukaryota; Metazoa; Arthropoda; Insecta; Coleoptera; Chrysomelidae
Gene: lin-52
Product: protein lin-52 homolog
Exons: 4
Coding region: 10-393 (127 amino acids)
Biological process (GO): regulation of DNA-templated transcription
Cellular component (GO): DRM complex
Source: RefSeq, a predicted model, not a curated record